AUGUCAUGUCCUGUUGUCCUAGGUGUGUUGUGGCCACGAGCCGUCAUCAUUGCGUCGGAGUGGAGUUGCCGUGGCAGCCCUGACGGGGCUCAGGAGGAUGGUGCAGAUGGAGAGGUGGCAGACGGGCCGGACCGGGGAUUGGACGGUGACCCCGAGGGAGUCUGGAGUCCAGACAUCGAGCAGAGCUUCCAUGAAGCCCUGGCCAUCUACCCUCCCUGCGGCAGGAGGAAGAUCAUACUUUCAGACGAGGGGAAGAUGUAUGGUCGAAAUGAGCUGAUUGCUCGCUAUAUCAAGCUACGAACAGGGAAGACGCGCACACGCAAACAGGUGUCUAGUCACAUUCAGGUUCUGGCGCGUAAGAGGGUACGAGAAUACCAGACCAGCAUCAAGGCCAUGAACUUGGACCAGGUAUCCAAAGACAAGGCACUGCAGACGGUGGCCAACCUCUCGUCAGCUCAGAUUGUGUCUGCUAGUGUAAUGAAACCCCAGACUCAGUUCCCUCCACCAGUCAGAUUUUGGCCCGGCCCUAUGCCAGGACAGGCUGGACAUUCUCAGGACAUCAAGCCCUUUGCACAGCCACCAUACACUACACUACCACCCCCUGUCGCUGUACCUAUCAGCUAUGAGCCCCUGCCUCCCCCGCGUCCCGCCGCCAUAGCAGCUCCUGUAUGGCAAGACAGAACCAUCGCCUCAGCAAAACUACGGCUACUAGAGUACUCUGCAUUUAUGGAGAUCCAGAAAGAAAGGGAGAUGUAUAAACACCUUUUCGUGCUCAUUGGACCGUCAAACCCGGGUUACAAUGACCCCGUUUUGGAGUCCAUAGAUGUGAGGCAGAUUUACGACAAGUUCUCCGAGAAGAAGGGAGGCCUGAAGGAGCUGUAUGAAAAAGGGCCGCACAACGCAUUCUUCCUGGUCAAGUUCUGGGCGGACCUGAGCAGCGACAUCGAGGAAGGCUCCGGCGUGUUCUACGGCGUGAGCAGCCAGUACAGUGGAACAGAAAACAUCACCAUCAGUGUCUCAACGAAGGUCUGCUCCUUUGGCAAGCAGGUGGUCGAGAAAGUGGAGACAGAAUAUGCUCACAUGGAAGGAGGAAAGUAUGUGUUCCGCAUCCAUCGCUCGCCCAUGUGUGAAUAUAUGAUCAACUUCAUCCACAAGCUCAAACACCUGCCGGAGAAAUACAUGAUGAACAGCGUACUCGAGAACUUCACCAUCCUGCAGGUGGUGUCCAACAGAGAGACUCAGGAGACUCUGCUGUGCAUCGCCUUUGUGUUCGAGGUGUCCACUAGUGAACAUGGAGCACAGUACCACGUUUAUCGACUAGUUAACGACUAGCAGCACAUGGCGUGCAUGCAGAGACUCUCCACAGACUUUUUGAUACAUACAGCAUAAACACUAUUUCCAGCUCAAACACACAGAACCCCCACUCCUGUACUCUCAACACACUUGUUUUAACAGACCAACAGUCACACUCUAGUCACACCUCUUGUUUGUAUGUGUAUGCUUUUCCAUCACUGCAAACUAUGCACCCUUUUUUAAACAGCCCAUGACUUAAA
Notothenia coriiceps (black rockcod) is the source of this 1553-nucleotide messenger RNA. RefSeq names its product TEA domain family member 3 a (gene tead3a). The transcript has 12 exons. Gene Ontology annotation, molecular function: RNA polymerase II cis-regulatory region sequence-specific DNA binding; DNA-binding transcription factor activity, RNA polymerase II-specific. Gene Ontology annotation, cellular component: transcription regulator complex. The record is from RefSeq and is a predicted model, not a curated record. Lineage: Eukaryota; Metazoa; Chordata; Actinopteri; Perciformes; Nototheniidae. The coding region runs from base 1 to 1332 and encodes 443 amino acids. Gene Ontology annotation, biological process: regulation of transcription by RNA polymerase II; hippo signaling; embryonic organ development.